AAAUAAUAAUGAUGUCAUAUUUGAUAGUUGUUCUUUUUAUAGUAAUGGUUUUUGGAGUGGAUCCUCUAGGAGAUAAAGUAGUGUUUCCAGGUUGGGGUAAUUAUAGCUUCAAUACUUAUUCUGGAUAUAUUUCAAUAGGAUCAGGAUAAAGGUAAAUAUAUAUAUAAAGAAAUAUAGAUAACUACAUUAUGUAUUUUUAGAAAGCUAAAGUGAUCCAUCAACAGAUCCAGUAGUUUUAUGGUUGAAUGGUGGUCCAGGAUGCUCAUCAUUAUUAGGAUUAAAUGAAGAAAUUGGACCUUUUGUAAUGGUUGAUGAAGAUAGAGUAUUUAAGAAAAAUCCUUAUUCAUGGAAUAGAAUAGCUAAUUUGUUAUUUUUAGAAUCACCUGCAGGAGUUGGAUUUUCAAUAAAUAAUGAUCCAUUUUAUGUUUAUAAUGAUACCAAUUCUGGAGAAGAUAAUUAUUAAGCAAUUUUGAGUUGGUUUAAAGCUUUUAAAUAAUAUUAAGGAAGAGCAUUUUAUAUUGCAGGAGAAUCUUAUGCUGGUAUUAUAUAUAUAAUAAUUAUAGGAAUGUAUAUACCAUAUACAUCAAGAUCAAUUUUAGAAGGAAAUAAAUACAGUGAAUUAAAGAUUUCAUUAAGAGGAAUAAUGAUAGGAAACGGAUUAUUAGUAUCAGAUCCUAAGAAACGGUUCUAUGCAUUAUAAGAAUAUUUCUUAAGAAGAAAUUUUAUGCCUCCAACAACUAUGAAUACAAUUAGGAAAAUUUGUAAAGUAGCACCUGAAUCUAUUAAAUGUUUAUUGGCAUAAAGUCAUUUUGAAGAAGUUUGUUUAGGAUCUAAUAUUAAUAUUUAUAAUGUCUAUGGAUAUUGCAAAGAAGACACUACUCCUGAUUUUUUAAAAUCUAAAUAUGAAUCUAAAUAGAAAAUUAAAUAUCCUUAUGUUCCAUGGUUUGAAGGAAAUAAGAUAUAAAAUAAUAAUAAAGAUAAUGGUGCUCCUUGUACAGAUUUUGGACCUAUCACUGAAUAUUAUAAUAGAUAAGAUGUUUAAGAAGCUCUUCAUAUUCAAGAUUAACCAGCAUUUUGGAAUGCAUGCAAUCUUUAAAUUAAUGAAAAUUAUAAUAUUAAUGAAGCUGGUAGCUAUAAAAUAUUAGCAUAAUUAAGAGAUGAAUAUGGUUAAUAAAUCUUAAUAUAUUCUGGUGAUUUGGAUGCUAUUGUGAGUGUUGUAGAUACUGAAUAGGCUAUACUUAUGGUACCAAAUAUUAGAGAAACUACUCCUUGGAGACCUUGGGGAAAUUCAGAUUUAGAUCUUGCUGGAUGGGUUACUUAUUAUGAUAAACUUACCUUUGUAGUUGUUAGAGGAGCUGGACAUGUAAAUAUUUAUUAUUAUUUAGAUGGUACCAUAAGAUCAAAGAUAAAAUAGCUUUGAAUUAUUCAACAGUUUCAUUUACAAUUUAAUAUUACCAGAACAUAAUCAUCUAUCAUCAUAAGAAUGAGGUUUUUAUUACAUAAUUAUUCAUUUUACCAAAAUUA
Molecule: messenger RNA, 1524 nt
Organism: Paramecium sonneborni
Lineage: Eukaryota; Ciliophora; Oligohymenophorea; Peniculida; Parameciidae
Source: the annotation of a GenBank genome assembly